AUGGAACAUGUGAUGAUACACAUUCAUAAGAAAAAUAAGAAGGAACCCGCUACCAACUACCGACCUAUAUCCCUGCUUUCCAUCAUCAGCAAAGUCUUGGAGCGAUGCGUUUGUCAUCAUUUCUUUGAACAUUUUCAGGAUAUGAUUAAUAAAUCGCAACACGGAUUCCUUCAUGGUCGCUCAUGUGUCACACAACUUCUAGCCACCUAACAUCAUAUUGGACAAUUGCUGACCGUAACGUUCAGACAGACGUUCUUUUUCUUGACUUUGCUAAAGCCUUUGAUUCCGUUGAUCAUACUAUUUUAUUGAAGAAACUCAAAUCUUACGGUAUCUCAGGCAACAUGUACAAUUGAUUUACUGAUCAUUUGCGUGGUCGUACUCAGCGUGUCGUUGUCGAUGGUGCAACUUCAGAAUGGUCUCAAGUUACCUCCGGUGUCCCUCAGGGUAGUAUCUUGGGUCCUAUGCUGUUCCUUCUUUUUAUCAAUCACCUCCCUAACAUCAUUCCUCCAUCAACAUCAACCGGUCUGUAUGCUGACGAUACAAAGCUAUACAAAACUUUAAGAUCGCGCCAGGAUUGUGACCUUCUACAGGAUUCAUUGUCGCACGCUGACGAUUGGAGCAAGCAAUCCAAUAUUGACUUCAACGCAUCUAAGUGUAAAGUUCUAACAAUAUCCCGCCGAAAAAGCCCAAUUGAAACAAAGUACUACCUUGGUUCAACUGAACUGGUACGUGUGGAUAGUGAGGUUGACCUUGGAAUUACUGUGACAGGAAAGUUAUCUUGGAAUCAACACAUCAUUCAAAUUGUAUCCAUGGCAAAAAAAUGCUGGGCUUAUUACGGAGAACGUGCCCCGGCCUUGUCAACAGAUCGCGUUGCUCGAAGGACAUUAUACUUAUCCUUAGUGAAAUCCCACAUGGGUUAUGCUACAGAAGUCUGGUCACCGUCUCUGUCCACCAAUAAAAUUCCAACAAAAUCUACCUAG
Molecule: messenger RNA, 980 nt
Organism: Paramuricea clavata
Lineage: Eukaryota; Metazoa; Cnidaria; Anthozoa; Malacalcyonacea; Plexauridae
Source: the annotation of a GenBank genome assembly